Messenger RNA from Hyalella azteca, 1541 nucleotides. RefSeq lists its product as uncharacterized. The record is from RefSeq and is a predicted model, not a curated record. Bases 42 to 1541 code for a protein of 499 amino acids. NCBI's taxonomy places the organism in Eukaryota, Metazoa, Arthropoda, Malacostraca, Amphipoda, Hyalellidae. The transcript has 10 exons.
CAAACAAAUUAUGAGAGAGCUUACAGUACACCUUAAUCAGGAUGAUUAAGAUGCCUGAAACCUGUCAAAGAAUGGAGCUCCACAAUACUGACACUGUACUUGUGUUAUGCAAGCAGCUAUCUUCUUAUCAUGCAGAAAGCUCCACAGAGGAAAUGGAGAACUCUUGCAUACAAACAUUACACCAAAUUGCAUCUAAGUUGUCAUCUCACAAGCCCUCCAAUGACGUUAUUUUGGCAGUGGGUGGACGCAGCAGCCAUUUGCUUCAAUGCUUGUCCAGUGCUGCUGCAAAACUGCGGUGGCGUGUUGUUGUUGCUGCUGUGCAGUGCAUUCAGGCACUCGUUGAUCAUCUUGUGGUGGAUCAAACUGCUAAAGUUCCUGGUUCUGUUGCAGCCCAAGCAAUGGCAGAUAUAAUGCAGCUGCUUACAUUGCAGCUUCAAACGCGCUACCCUAUUCCUAAUGUUUGUCACAGUGAAGCCUUGUAUGGUCUAUUGCGUGUGGCUAAACUCAUCCUGCAGAGCUGUUUGCGGGACUCAAUCCUGCCUCAUUCCUUCAUUACUGUUUGCAGGCCCUACAUGUUCUACGGACUGCCUGCUUAUCGCUCAGCAUUUGUUGAUGCUGGCGCUCACUUGGAUGCCAUGGACAGGCUUCAAGAUGAGGCUGAACUCCUCAUGUCUUCUGACUAUGACCCAGAAAGUUCUGUUAAGAACCAUUUCACAAACCGCAAUCGUAGGAAGCGCUUACGGCGCAAAAAGACCAAUCCAGGCCGCAAUCAGCCUGCUCAUGGCCCUCACGCGCCCUUGAGCUCCACGAGUGAGGGAAGCUGCGCAUCCAGAAGCCGUUUUUCGUCUUUCAGUGCAGCGUCUCGAGCGAUGCCCGUGCAGCUGCGCCCUCCUCAACCGGCAGAGAUGACCGCUGCUUUGGGCUUCAGGUGCGCCCAGGCUCCUUCUGGUGCUGAAUCUAUGGAAAAAACAGUAACUUCCAAAUCAGAAGAAAACCCACGCGAGGAGGUGCUACUUCAAGACCCUGAAGUUGAUGCCCAUGAAUAUAUGGCCUUAGACACACAAAGGAACUUAUCUAAUGGCCAAAGAGGGGAUUGUGGUCAUGAUGCUCCUGCAGAAGUGGUAACUGGUGGUCAUGAUGCUCCUGCAGAAGUGGUCACUAGUAGUCGUGGGACUCCUGCAGAAGUGGUCACUAGUGGAAGUGAGUGGGAGGAGUUGACAGAAGACGAAGAAGGUGUGUGGAGCGCAAGCCACCACACUGCCAGGGUGAGACAAGCUGCCCUGGCUGCUCUCUCUUCAUUGGUCACGGUGAGUGUCUCCUCUGAUGUUGUGGUUACUAAGGAAACUAAGGAUCCAUCAUAUGAUGUUACAGAUGUUGUGGUUACUAAGGACACUAAGGAUACAUCAUAUGAUGUUACAGAUGUUGUGGUUACUAAGGACACUAAGGAUACUUCAUAUGAUGUUACAGAUGUUGUGCUUACUAAGGACUUUGAGGAUCCAUCAUAUGAUAUUGCAGAUUUUGUGUUUAAUAAGGACACUUAG